Nasonia vitripennis (jewel wasp) is the source of this 4050-nucleotide messenger RNA. RefSeq names its product calmodulin-like. The transcript has 8 exons. Lineage: Eukaryota; Metazoa; Arthropoda; Insecta; Hymenoptera; Pteromalidae. The coding region runs from base 421 to 1503 and encodes 360 amino acids. Gene Ontology annotation, molecular function: calcium ion binding; enzyme regulator activity. The record is from RefSeq and is a predicted model, not a curated record.
GCAUCCGCGCGGCUCAGUCGCCGUUGAGUCCGCGACUUGAACCGAUCGCCCAUACACGCUCUAUACACACAUACAAACCUGUACACUAUACUUACUUAUUCAGUGCGCGAUUCGAGCAUGGAUAUGGUAGGCGAGACCAGUGCGCGUGUACAGUAGCUAUUCGGCGAGUGUCAGAACAAUACGAGGGGCAGGGGGAAGAAGCGGAGCAAAAGAGGUCGAAGGAGCCGCUGGCGAGAACGUGGUGUGUCGACGUCGGGCGCUGCGGGUGCUGCGGCUGGCAGCGGCGGCGGCGACAUCGGGCCCGGAUGCUCGCAAGACAGAAGAGACGCCGGAGACGCUGCCACGUUGGAAGGCAAAAUAUUGACCGCCGUCAACAAGUUUCUGACGACAUCCCCGCUGGUUAACAAAGUCAAGCUGCUCAUGACUCGUCAAAGCAGCACAGUAUCCAACGAGGAUGAAGAGGCCGAGGCAGGAGCGACGGCUGCGGCGGCGGCGGCGGCGGCCUCGAGCUCCCGAGCCGCCUCGAUAAUCUCGCCCACGACGGACAUCGUCAGCUCGCUCAAGUCCGUCUUCGCCGACCCCUUCGGCGGCUCUCGUCUCCUGUCGUCCAGUCGUGACCGCGAGAAGGAUGUCGAUAGGGAGAGAGAGACGAGGGAAAGCAGCAGAAGUGGCAGCAUUAGCGCCAGCACCGGUGCCAUAUGCAAGCACAGCCACAUGCACGCCAGGCGGGAGAGCAGGGACUACGAGCUGCCGAGGAUCGAGUACACCCUGCCGCAGAGAGCCGAGUACGGCUCGAGUAGUCGGGACGGAGCCUCGAGUAGCUCGUACGACCCGGCGGUGGCCGGGACGAGCGGCGGCUCCUCGUCCUCCUCCUCCGUCCCCGGCACCUCCUCCAGCCACGUCUACGCUCUGUCGGCGACACCUGACCACCUCAUGUCCAGCCUCGCCCUCAAGAAGCCACACAUCAGCAAGGCGCAGAUGAAAGAAUUUCGGGAGGCCUUUCGGCUCUUUGACAAGGACGGCGACGGCAGCAUCACAAAGGAGGAACUCGGCAGGGUCAUGCGCUCGCUCGGACAGUUCGCCAGAGCCGAGGAACUUCGCACCAUGCUCGAGGAGAUCGACAUUGACGGCGACGGCAACGUCAGCUUCGAGGAGUUCGUCGAGAUCGUCAGCAACAUGGGGGGCAGCGCGAGUUCGUCUUCGCCUACGGAUCAGGACCAAGAAGAGCAGGAACUUCGCGAUGCUUUCAGGGUGUUCGACAAGCGCAACCGCGGCUACAUAACCGCCUCGGAUCUGCGGGCGGUGCUGCAGUGCCUGGGCGAGGAUCUCUCCGAGGAGGAAAUCGAGGACAUGAUCAAGGAGGUGGACGUGGACGGUGACGGCCGAAUCGAUUUCUAUGAAUUCGUGCGCGCACUGGGUGAGCCAGGAAUCGAGGGCGACGACGACGAGGACGACGAGGACGAGGAUGAUGCCGCAGCGGCGCAAUCGCCAACGUCGCCUUAAAGCCUCGCUCCCCACGCUGAAAUCUGCCGAUAAGAAUGAAAACUCAAUGGGAAAAAGACGCAAGCACGCGUGUGCAUUCGAGAGGGAAAAGAUUUACGGAGGCGCUUUUACGCCGCGUCAUCUGCCACGCCGCUCGUCGGCUAUUAAGACUUUCGAACGUUUAUAUUGAAAACGGCUGGCGUGCGUCGACGACGAAAAAGGAACGAAAAAAAAAGCGAAAAACAAACGGAGGGACGAGCGCUAACUCGAGCCGUCGUAAAAGCGCACAGAGGGGGGGGGGGGGAUAGCGUAAAUCUCCGGCGCUGUUUUAAUAUCCAUACGCAGCUAUGUGUGUAACGCACAUAGGCACUUUUCAUUGUGACUGAGGCCGAGAGCUGCGUAUACGAGUGCGUGUGUGUGUGUGUGUGUGACUGUUCUUGGCUUUUCGCGGAUUUUUUUGUUUCUUCGUUUUACGACUACUACUCGCCGGGCGUGAAAAGUUGGCUUUUUUGAAUUCGGCCCUUGGACAAAGAGAGGAAGCCAGCGUUUUCCGGGUACGGUUAUUGAGAGAGGGAGAGAGAAGACCUGUGCGAAAGAACGAUCAAAGUACGCUGGAAUUUUGGCGAACGAGUUUCCGAAGUAACUAAGAAAGAAGGUCGAAAGAAGUUUCAGCGCACUUUUUGUUUCUCGAACGAAAUUUUACGACUUUGCCCUGCAUAGUGGAUACAUAUUUGCAUUUUUGUCUAUGAAGCAAUCGAUCUUUUUUAACGCGCUUAAAGGCCUUUUUCCGAUUCUACGAUGGACAGACACGAAUACCCGCGUUUACCCUUGUGUGCUAUAGCUGUGUAUGGAGAAGGUCGAAAGAAGCGUCGUUUAAAAAAGUCCACCGUAUUUCUAUGAUCGAGAAAAAAAACAAUUAAAAGUAUGUUAUAAAGACGACUUACCUUUUUAAGUGUGACGAGCUACUGAUAAUCGAUAAAUCGUAUAGUCAUAUUGCAUUAACGGAUGAAGACGCACGUUGAUUAAAGAUAAUCCAUAUAUAUAUAUAUAUAUAUAUGAAAACUUUUCCCUCUUGACGAAUUAUAGAUUAAACUAAAUCAAAUUCAAACGUAGUAGAUGUCAAAAUUUCGAUGAAAAUCUCGAUUGUCCUGGUCGAGCGAUGUACUGACUUCGAAGAUGCGCAAAGGAGCUUCUCUAUGAGAAAGACCAUUGCAUCGAUUAUAUAUAUAUAUGAAUAUAAAUAUGUUGUAAGAUGUCAUCGUUGACUUAUCUCAUUCUGCAGGCUUUAGACGUAUUGAAUGAUAAAGAAAAUCAAUCGAUCAAAUCGUUCCAUUCAGGAGCAAAAUUUAAAACGCUAAUUCGCAGCUACUACUACUUAUAUUAUAGAACUCACGCACGAAUUUCUCAAUUUUCAUAAAAAGACUUUUUCGACUAUCGCGUGUGCGCACAUUAUAAAAACGAUGUAAAUCAAAUGUAUAUUUGAAAUCAAAAGAUUGUGACCUGGCUGUUGAUUCUUCGACUAUAUAUUUCCUAAUCCAAAGUAAACACUAGCGAGUUUUUGGUUUCACAAACUCCAUAAUUUUUGCCUUUCGUACGUUAUAACAAUGUGGGUGUGAUACAACAUCAAUCUGCCUGGUCUCAUAAUUCACAGCUUAUAAAUAUGAAUUCGCGGCAACACUGAUGUGACAAAGGUUUUUCGGGUCAACGAUUUCGCGAUCAAAUUAAUCGUAUAUUGUAUUGAGUACGAUAAUGACGUCGUUUGGUGAACUGGCCACGUUGAUUUUUCAUGGAUUUACAAAGAAAAGCAUGUUGAACAAAGACUCGCUAACGUUGGAAUUAAAGAUACAAAAAUACAUUUGAAUCAAUAGGUAUAUAAAUAUGCGUGUAUAUUGUGUAAGCUCAAUGCAUCGUCACGUACUCUGCUCGUUCAUUUUGUUAUGAUGACGCUUUUCUACGUGGAGGAGUGCACUGGCAAACUCACACUCAUGAGCAGAGUGUCGACAGCUCACUUGAUAAAAGAAAAAAAGGUCGUUAAUCAAGCACGUGAUUGAUUUUUCUGGUGGAUCGACAUUUGAAUUUGUGAUAUGCUGCAAUAUUAUUGUAGUGAACUAUAUUAUAUACAAAUUGGCUCUAAUACUGUUGAAUAUUAUGAGAUUAUAUAUUUUACGUUUCCCUUUUUUUCAUUAUACGUAUUUUAUACUCCUCUCUAUAUAUAUGCGCGAUUACAUCUAUAUGACCAGUAGGAGAAAACUAGGGCUCUGGAAGUUAAUUAUUAUGUUUUCCUUCUGAAUUUUCUAACAGAAAUUGUUAGAACAUGUUUGAACAUGACGAAAAUUAACGAAAAAUAGCCUACAGCUUUCAGGACCUCAGUUAUAUUGGACCAUAUAAGUAUUUGGUUUAGAAAAAUUCGUUGCUCGAACACAGUACUGACAAACUACCUGUAUUUAUCUAAGUGUAAUUCUAGUUACAAUUAAAAUUACAACAGGUUAUUUCUUCUCCGUUUCAGCAUAUGCAUAUAUAAAUAUAUAUCUAUUUUAAGAAUUCAAUAAAUCACUAAUAAAUUACAAA